Messenger RNA from Adineta steineri, 7275 nucleotides. The record is from the annotation of a GenBank genome assembly. Lineage: Eukaryota; Metazoa; Rotifera; Eurotatoria; Adinetida; Adinetidae.
AUGAAUGAGAAACAAACAAAGUUAACAAAACUAAGACAAGAAACAUUUACUCUUUCAUUUAAUCAACCAAAAUUUUGUCCAAAUGUAACUUGGAAUCCAAAUGCAACAACUUUUGCAAAUCAAACCACAGUUGGGUCUCAACCUUAUGGAAUUUUUGUCAAUACGAACAAUUCGAUCUAUGUAGCUGAUGAACAAAACAGUCGAAUUCAAGUGUGGACCAACAAUAGUAUUAAUCCAACAUCCACAAUUUAUGGGACUUUAUCAUCACCAUAUUUUCUUUUCGUGACAACGAAUGGUGAUAUUUAUGUCGAUAAUGGCAACAACCAUCGAGUUGAUAAAUUCACAGGAAACACAAACAUCAGUGUCUCUGUUAUGAAUGUUAAUGGAUCAUGCUGUGGUCUCUUUGUUGAUAUCAACGAUACUUUAUACUGUUCAGUGCGUGAUUAUCAACAAGUGAUUAAAAAGUGGUUGAAUGAUAAUACAAGUACAUCGAUCAUUGCUGCUGGGACGGGUGUCGCGAGUUCUGCCUCAAACAACCUUAAUAGUCCUCGGGAAGUCUUCGUUACUAUCAACUUUGACCUGUAUGUAGCAGAUUGUGAUAACGAUCGAAUUCAACUUUUUCACUCUGGUCAGUUAAAUGGAACAACAGUAGCGGGAAAUGGAUCAACGAAUUUCACCAUUGCACUCUAUCAUCCAACUGGAAUAGUCCUCGAUGCUGAUAAUUAUCUCUUUAUUGUGGAUAAUCACAAUCAUCGUAUUGUUGGAUCAGGGCCAAAUGGUUUUCAAUGUUUAGUUGGAUGUUCUCAAGUACUAGGUUCAGCAUCCAAUCAAUUAAACUAUCCGAAUACUCUUAGUUUCGAUAGUUAUGGCAACAUGUAUGUCACUGAUACCAGUAAUAAUCGAAUCCAAAAAUUUGCUUUAUUAACAAAUGGAUGUGAUUCUACAACAACAACAACAACUACAACAACAUCAAUAUCAACAACAUCAACGACGACAACAACAACAUCAACAACAACAACAACCACAACAACAGUAACACAAUACAUCAAUCAAAAGUGUUUUCCACCAACAGUUACACUUAUACCUGGAGCAUCAACAUUGUUAUCUCCAUUACAAUUUCGUCGAGAUCAAGAUUUUUAUAUUGUGUCAAUAAUUACAUUAAAUUGUUAUAGUUCAUUAUCAACAAAAACUGAAUGGACAAUCAAAAAUUGUACAUCAUCAUCCUGUGCAUAUCAAAUUCAAACUGUUUCAACAAUACAAACUACAUUUAGUGAAUUAUAUAUUCCAGCAAGAACUCUAUCGUAUGGAUUAUAUGAAUUAAACUUAACAGUAACAAUGAUUGAUUAUUCAUUGUUAAUAACAUCAUCUUCUGUUUAUGUGAAAAUAACACCAUCAGGUAUUAUAGCAAAUCUUGUUCAAUUAGGAACACCAAUGAUUGCAAGCGGGCAUGAACAAGAUUUAAAACUGGAACCAGGAAUAUAUUCUGUUGAUCCGGAUGGAUAUGUGUUUAAUGCCACUGAUUGGAAAUAUGAAUAUUAUUGUCGAAUUUAUGGUUUAUAUAUGUUUCCAAAGUUUCAAGGUUCAUUGUUACCGAUUGAUAAUUCGACCAUUGAUCCAUUAAAUCCAUCAUGUUUAUCAAAUCGAACAGAUAAUCUAACAGCAUGGAAAUAUACUAACUCUAUAAAAUCAUCAGUGACAAUUCUUUCUCAAUCACUUCAAUCCAAUCGAACAUAUCAAUUUAUGGUUUAUAUGGAAAAUCGUCGAAAUAGUCUUCUUCAAGCAACUGGUUAUGUACUUGUCCAAGUGGAAGAUAUUUUCUCGCCAGUCAUUGCUCUUGGAUGUGUUAUAUCGACAAUGUGUGUUUCUAAUAUGGAGUUUCAACUUGUUAAUCCAACAACACAAGUUGCUUUAUUUGCACUUUGUAUUGGAAAUUGUACAAAUAUUCGUAAUAUUACAUGGAAUAUCUAUCAAGGUUCAUUAAAUUCAUCAUCAAAUGUUACUCAAUGGAUUUUAUUUAAUCAAAUGACUGCAUAUCAAAAUAUUUGGUUUUUUGGAACGAAUACAACAAAUUUCACAGCAACAAAUCAAUUAUUUUUAUCCAAUCCUCAAGUGAAUCUUUGGCGAUUUGAAGUUGUUUAUCGAUUUGUAUCAAAAACAAGUUCAAGUUCAUUGAAUUUUGUGAUUAAUCAACCACCAUCCAAUGGUUCAUGUUUCAUCAAUCCUCACAAUGGUACAACAAGUAGUCUAUUUACUAUUUCAUGUCCAAAUUGGUUUGAUAAAGAUGGAAUUAAAGAUUAUUCAGUUUAUACUUGGACAACAGAUCCAUCGGAACGCAUGAUGAUUGCUUUUUCAGCAGUUUCAAUAUUUCAAGUUCGAUUACCAGUUGGAGACGAUUUAACUUAUGUACUUCAUUUGAUUGUUUCUAUUCGAGAUACACUUGAUUGUGUUGCUGAAACAAAUAUAUCAUCUAUCAGUGUUUUACCGGAUACGGCUGGAAUUGCUAGUUUAAUAAAUGAUCUACAAACUUCGUCAAGUGCAUUAACAACUAAUCCAAUUGUUCAAUUACUUGCAAGUGGAAAUCAAAAUACAGUUGGACAAAUAUUAAGUUCACUUUCUCAACAAUUCAAUACGAUGAAUAAUGAAAACGUAGAAAAUGCUGUUUCAAGUGGUGUUGCAGCUACAAGUAUUUCUAUCUCAUCUUUGGGAAGUAUAAGAUCACAAGGGAAUUCGACUCUAAUGAAUGCUUCUGCUCUAACUGAAUUUAGUAAAGAAUUGAAUUCGCAAGCCAAUAUUCGAGAUUAUUUGAUGACAUUCACAACUAAUCUUGCCAUUACAACAUCAAAUAGUAUUAAACUACAAGCAUCAUCAUUAGCACAAUUAACUCAAGCUACAAAUCAACUCACACGAGAAGCUUUAAUAACUGCAUCGAAUAAAUGUUAUCAAUUAUCUAUUGCUUUAAAUUCAAUGGCAACGACAAUUUCAUAUGAGGAUGUUCAAACAGCGGCUAAUGAACUUAUUCAAUGUGCAUCAAAUGUUCUGACAUCUGUCAAUGGACCAUUACAAGAACGAACAAUAAUUCUCGAUUUAGAUUCAUCUCGUGCAAAUACAUUUCCUCAAAAUUAUGACACAGAUAUUGAAUCAGAAUGGUCAAAUCCAAAUUUAUUUGUGGAUGGAAAUGAUUUUUCAUAUGAAGCAAUUCAAAUAGGUCGAAAUAAAUAUUAUCAAAAACAAACAGCAAAUCAAAUCACAAGUCAAGUAACUCAAAUCAUUUCAUUAUUAACUACUGCAUUAAAUAAUCAUAUAAAUAUUGGACAAAAUUUAACAAUAAAUACACCUCAAGUAUUUAUGUCAUUGGAAACAUUAUCAGUUGAAUCACUUUCAAGUAAACAAAUUCAACAAGUUGGAAAUGCACAAAUUCGUAUGCCAUCAAAUUUGAAUAUCAAUUCUAAUACAAUGCUUUCAUUACAAUCAAAAAUGAAACCACUCGCAUCAUUUGGUAAUUCAACAAUUGAAUCACAUACAAAUCUAUCAACAUUAAUAUCACUUUCAAUUCUUGAUCAGUAUGGAAAUGAAAUUCCUGUUCAAACAAAUCUUUCAAAUCCAAUUGAAAUUCUUAUUCCUCGUGAUCCAAAUCUUAUUAUUCCUGAAAUGAUUUUAAAAAAUGUUACAUCAAUGAAUACAACGCCUCAUAAUCAAAUUUUCAAUUUAAAUUAUGUUAAUAUCACAAGUACACUCACAGUGUCGAUUCAUUUUGAAAUUCAUCCUUUGAAUACAACUUUUGCUUAUUUAUUUAUUUAUAAAUUUGAUCAAUCACCUCAAUUGAAUAGUUCAAUCAAUCAAAUUGAUGGAUGGACUCUUCUAUGUCCUUCGAAUUUAACGAAUGAGAGCAUUUAUACCUAUUUUAUUGAUAAUCAACAAACAUCAGGUCAUCAAUCAAUAAUAUUUGGUUUACGAGAAUUGAAUUCAACAGAAAUUAGAGAUUAUUGUUCCAAUUCUCAAUUGACAAGUCCACCAAUAACAAAUCAACGAUUUAAUUUUACAUCAAAUUAUGAACUUAGACUUUACACAUCAGGUUGUUAUUAUCUUGAUGAAAAUAAUCAAUGGAAAUCCGAUGGAUUAUUGGUCGGACCAUCGACAAAUUAUGCUGAAACUCAAUGUUUUUCAACUCAUUUGUCAGAAUUUACAGGUGGAUUUCGUAUUUUACCGGCGCCAAUCAAUUGGAAUUAUGUUUUUGCAAAUGCUGAUUUUCAAAAGAAUAAAACUAUUUAUUUAACUGUCAUUUGUGCAUCAAUUAUUUAUUUAAUUUUGUUGAUUUAUGCACAUUUCAAAGACAAAAAAGAUCUUGAAAAAUUAGGAGUAACAUCACUACCAGAUAAUCAUAAAUCUGAUCAAUAUUUUUAUCAAAUUAUUGUUUUUACUGGUCAACGAAAAGAUGCUGAAACAAAAUCCAAAGUUCACUUUGUAUUAUCUGGUGAUGAGGAUACAACACAUAUUCGAACAUUUGCUGAUCCUCAUCGAAAGAUUUUCCAACGUGGUGGAAUUGAUUCAUUUAUUAUGGCUGUUCCAAAAUCAUUGGGAUUGUUGAAUUAUAUUCAUAUUUGGCAUGAUAAUACAGGAGGUGGUUCAUCAUCAUCAUGGUUUUUCAAAUAUUUAAUAGUUCGUGAUUUACAAACAAUGGAAAAAUAUCAUUUUAUUUGUCAACGAUGGUUAGCAGUAGAAAAAGAUGAUGGGAAAAUUGAACGUCUUUUACCAGUAGCUAGUAAAACAGAAAAAAAUCAAUUUUCUUAUGUUUUAUCAAAAAAAGCCUAUCAUAGUGUAUCAGACAGUCAUCUUUGGUUUUCAAUAUUUUCUCGUCCAUCAUCAAAUAAAUUUACAUGUGUCCAACGAUGUACUUGUUGUUUUGUUUUAUUAUUUCUUUCAAUGUUUUUGAAUAUAAUGUAUUAUGAUCUCUCAAAUGAAUCACAAUCGACAAAUAACACGAAUAGUUUAUCUAUUGGUCCUCUUCACAUCGCUCCUCAACAGAUUUUAAUUGGUGUGAUUGUUGAAUUGUUAUCAAUAAUUCCAAGUCUUUUACUCGUUCAAUUCUUUCGACGUAUUCGAUGUCGUCAACAACAAAUUUCACCAUUACAUCGAGCUUUAUAUAAAAUGGAAUCACAUUUAGAAAUUGAAAAUGAAAGAAAAAAGAAAUCAGAAAGAUUUUUAUUUCCAUGGUGGUGUUUAUUUAUUGCAUAUGGUCUUUGUAUAAUAUUGGUAGGUAUGUCGAUUCUAUUUAUCAUUGCUCGUGGAAUUGAAUUUGGUGAUUUGAAAACAAAACAAUGGUUAACAUCAGUUCUAACUGGAUUUUUCUCAUCAAUUCUUCUAACUCAACCAAUGAAAAUUUUAUGUUUGGCAAUAUUUUUUGCUUUUUUUUGUCGAAAUACAACUGAUGACGAAGAAGCUAAACAAUAUUUGGAUGAAAAUGAAGUUAAUUUCGAUAAUCAUGCUGACGAUUAUCUUCAUCAGAUUGAGAAACAACAUUCGAUAUUUACUUAUCGUCCUCCCGUUCGAGCAAAUCGUUUAACUGAAGAUGAAGUAGCUUCUGCACGUCAAGAACGUUUAAAAGAAAUUCAUAUGUGGUCAAUUAUUCGUGAAAUUUCAACUUAUUUUUGUUUUUUCAUUUUACUUUGUACAAUAACUUAUUCAAAUCAAAAUUCUAAUGGAUAUUUUCAAGUUAAUCAUUUACAAAAGUAUUUUUAUAAUUCAAGGCAAAUCAACUAUGAUUAUUUAAAGAUCUCGACAAUAAAUGACUAUUGGUUAUGGCUAGAAGAAAGUUUUGUUUCAAAUAUUCGUGCACAAGAAUGGUAUAAUGGUGAUAGUCCUCGGAAUUUAAGUGGUUUUACUAAUGAUAAAACGAAUCGAUUAAUUGGUUGGCCAAUAAUGAGACAAUUACGUGUUAAAUCAAACUUGUGUUCUUAUCAAAAACUUCGAUUAAGAUGUCUAAAUGAUUAUAGUUUAUCAAAUGAAGAAAAAGAUUCAUUUGGAUUAGCAUGGACAAAUGAAACAACAGAAGAAUCUAGUUCAUCAAUAAUUGAAUCAUUUCAAUAUAAAUCAAGUGAAGAAUUGUCAACAUAUGUUUAUGUUGGUGAUCAUGGAAUUUAUGAUGGUGGUGGUUACGUUUAUGAAUUUCGAGGUCGUUUAGCUGAUCUUCAAAGUAAUUUAUCUAAACUUCAUCAAUUAGAAUGGAUUAAUAAUCAAACACGAGCUGUGAUUAUUCAAUUUACUUUAUAUAAUCCAAAUGUUGAAUUAUUUACCGCAGUGACAUUUCUUAUGGAAUUUUUAUCAACAGGUGGACUUUAUCCAUCAGCUCGGUUUGAACCAAUGAGUUUUGAAGCAUUCACAUCACGACUUCAAUUGAUCUGUAUGAUAUUCUAUAUGAUCUUCAUUAUUUAUCUUAUGUGGAUAGAAAUGCGAUCAUUACUUUCGUUGAAAUGGUCUUACUUUCAACAGUUUUGGUCUUAUAUUGAAGUUGGUAUAAUUGUAUGUUCAUGGUCAAGUGUUGGAAUUUACGUUUGGCGAUACCGAGAAUACCAACGAAUUAGUUCAUUAUUUGAACAAACCCAUGGAUAUGUUUAUAUUAAUUUACAACUUGCAAGUUAUGUCAAUGAAAUUUUAACAUUUUUCUAUGGUUUUUGUUGUUUUUUUGGGACAAUUAAAUUUCUUCGUCUUUGUCGAUUUAAUCAACGUCUUAUGUUAUUUAGUUCUACACUUAAAUAUGCUGGGAAAGAAUUGAUUUCAUUUUCUAUGAUGUUUUCAAUAAUAUUUUUUUCAUUUCUUUGUUUAUUUUAUUUAUUAUUUAUUUCAAAGAUUUGGAGUUGUUCAAGUUUAUACGAAACAGCACAAAUGUUGUUUAAAAUGACAUUAUUAAACUUUGAUACAACAGAAUUAAUUGGAGCUGGAGCAUUUUUGGGUCCAUUUUCUUUUAGUUUAUUUAUUUUUUUGAUUGUUUUUGUUUGUUUAUCAAUGUUUUUAUCGAUUAUUAAUCAGAGUUUUCGACGUGCACGUGAUGAUAUGAAGAUUAAAACUAAUGAAGAAAUAUUUUCAUUUAUGUUAAAUAGAUUUCAACGUUGGAUAGGUUGGAAAAAGUCAAGUGAAAAAGAAAUUACUUUGACGCGUUCCGAACAAACUACUCUAAUUGAAGAAUUUCCUGAAAAAAUGGAUCGAUUUCUUGGAGCAAUCAAUCGAAUUUAUAUGAGUCAAAAAGCUGAAUUAACAAGAGUACAGGAAACUAACAUUUAA